ACAUCAACAGCAAUUUUUCCAGCCACUGGAGGAGCGCUUCCUGGUCUCUGAAAAAUAAAUAACGUACAGUGUUUUAAAUAGCUACCAAGGGUCAAUCAAAGUACUGAAAGUCUGUAGAAAAAUGAAUCUCUUUGUGGAGUUUUUGUUGCUUUUACCUAUAAUAAUUUACACGUACAUAGAGGCUUUUGUGAAGCUUUUCAUUCCUGUGAAGAGGAAGUCUGUCAGUGGAGAGCUUGUUCUCAUUACCGGUGCUGGGCAUGGAAUUGGGAGAGCUACAGCCUAUGAAUUUGCCAAUCGACAAAGCAGAUUGGUUCUGUGGGACAUCAAUAAGCAUGGCAUUGAGGAAACAGCUGCAGAGUGCAGGAGGCUGGGGGCCACAGCUCAUGAUUUUGUGGUGGAUUGCAGUAAAAGGGAGGAAAUCUACAGUGCUGCAGAGAAGGUGAAAAAAGACAUUGGAGAUGUUACCAUCUUGGUAAAUAAUGCAGGAGUGAUUAUAGCUGCCGAUCUGCUCUCAACUCAGGACCAUCAGAUACAACAAAUGUUCGAGGUCAACAUUCUCGCUCAUUACUGGACUGCAAAAGCAUUUCUGCCAGCCAUGAUGAACAACAACCAUGGCCAUAUUGUCACUGUUGCUUCAGCAGCUGGUCACUUGGCAACUUCUUUCAUGGUGACUUACAGUUCAAGCAAGUUUGCUGCAGUUGGAUUUCAUAAAGCCCUAACACAAGAACUUUCUGCAUUGGGAAAGGAUGGAAUAAAAACAUCGUGCCUUUGUCCUGGUUUUGUAAAUACUGGCUUUGUCAAAAAUCCAAGUAUGAGAUUAAUGAAAGUUUUGGAGCCAGAGAAGGUUGCAAAUAAACUGCUAGAGGGGAUAUUGACCAACCAGAAAAUGAUUUUUGUUCCAUCAUUUCUGAAGAUACAUCUAAUAUUGGAAAAGAUUCUUCCAGAGCAUGCCUUGGCAGCAGUGUACAAGCUGCAGAAUAUUCAAUUUGAUGCAGUUGUUGGAUACAGAAACAGGGUCAUAAGUGAUUAGGUCAUCACCCUCCCCCUCAAACCGCACAGGCUGCAGAUGGGUCAUGUUUUGAGUUCAGAUCAAUUAUUCAAUGUUUUGAUUCAUUCAGAGAAAAAAUGGAAGACCCAUCACUUGCCUUCCCACAACAGCGAUAAACACUGCUCUGAGCAUCAAUGAAUUUCUGUAGGUAGCUGGCUGGCUGAGUUCCUAUUACAAUGAUUAUUUUAAUGCUUCUGGGAUUUGCUAGUAUUGUGUAAUUAACUGAAUAUGUUAGGGUGCCAAGAGCUUUAGGUGGCAAUCUUUUUAUCAUUCUAAAUCUAAAUAAAUAAAUAAAAUAGA
Messenger RNA from Mauremys mutica (yellowpond turtle), 1348 nucleotides. RefSeq names its product estradiol 17-beta-dehydrogenase 11-like. Lineage: Eukaryota; Metazoa; Chordata; Testudines; Geoemydidae. Gene Ontology annotation, cellular component: lipid droplet. Gene Ontology annotation, molecular function: oxidoreductase activity, acting on the CH-OH group of donors, NAD or NADP as acceptor. The record is from RefSeq and is a predicted model, not a curated record. Bases 122 to 1030 code for a protein of 302 amino acids. The transcript is spliced from 7 exons.